CAUCCGGCCAUCGUACCCAACUACCCCUCCCAUCCCCGGCGGCCCCGGCCACUCCAACUGCGCAGCAGCGCCGCGCCAGCGCCCAGCGCUCCACAACAAUUUUCGCACGCCCAAUAAUCCCAACAAUCCCAAACCGAUCCGCAGCGUCUCUCCCGCAUCCGCCAUGGCCGAGCCGUGCCCGCCCGGUGGGAUCGACCCGCGCAGCGGCUUCUGCGCCGCGACGCGGACCUUCCACAGCCUGCGCCCGUCCACCGAGCUCCCGCCGGACUCGCUCCCGGCCACCGCGGCCGCCUACGCCUUCUCCAGCCUCUCGUCCCCGCUCCCCGACCGCCCCGCCCUCGUCGACGCCGCCACCGGCAUUGCCGUCUCCUACCCCUCCUUCCUCGCCGCCGUCCGCUCCCUCGCGGGGGGCCUCUGGUCCGUCCUCGGCCUUCGCCCCGGGGACGUCGCCCUCGUCGUCUCCCCUUCCCGCAUCGACGUCCCCGUCAUAGACUUCGCGCUCAUGUCCAUCGGCGCUGUCGUCUCGCCUGCCAACCCGGCGUCCACCGCCGACGAGUACGCGCACAUGGUCGCGCUCUCCAGACCGGUCGUCGCGCUCGCGGCCCCCGAGGUGGCCGCUAAGCUGCCGAGGAACCUCAGGUGUGUCGUCAUCGGCUCGGAUGAGUACAAGGGCCUCUCCUCCGCCGGCGGCGCGGCGCCUCCCCCGCCGGUGGCGGUGAAGCAGUCCGACACGGCGGCCGUGCUGUACUCGUCGGGCACUACGGGCCGGGUCAAGGCCGCCGCGGUCUCGCACCGCAACCUCAUCGCCCUGCUCUGCGCGCACAGGGACAUCCGGGCUAUGGUGGACAAGGAGGCUGCCGAGGCCGGCGAGGAGCCGCCCCCGCCUACGGUGACGCUGUUCCCUCUCCCGCUCUUCCACGUGUUCGGCUUCAUGAUGAUGCUGAGGUCCGUGGCCAUGGGGGAGACCGCCGUCCUCAUGGACCGCUUCGACUUCGUCGCCGCGCUGCGCGCCAUCGAGCGGUACCGAGUCACCCUGCUGCCCGCGGCGCCCCCGGUGCUGGUGGCCAUGAUCAAGUCCGAGGAGGCGCGCCGCCGCGACCUCUCCUCCCUCAUCGUCAUCGGGAUCGGCGGCGCGCCACUCGGCCGCGAGGUCGCCGAGCGCUUCGCCGCCAUCUUCCCCAACAUCGAACUCGUCCAGGGCUACGGUCUGACGGAGUCAUCUGGCUCCGUGGCUUCGACGGUCGGGCCAGAUGAGUGCAAAGCGUACGGUUCGGUCGGGAAGCUGGCAUCGCACUUGGAGGCGAAGAUCGUCGAUCCCUCCACCGGCGAGGCGCUGGGGCCUGGGCAGCGCGGCGAGCUCUGGGUCCGGGGACCAGUUGUCAUGAAAGGUUAUGUGGGUGACGACGAGGCUACUGCAGCAACAGUUGAUUCAGAAGGCUGGUUGAAAACUGGUGACCUAUGCUACUUCAAUGAGGAUGGGUUUCUCUACAUUGUUGAUCGGUUGAAAGAGUUGAUAAAAUACAAGGGAUAUCAGGUACCUCCAGCCGAACUGGAGCAUAUCCUGAAUUCUCAUCCUGAUAUCAUGGAUGCAGCAGUUAUUCCGUACCCAGACGAAGAUGUCGGGCAACUACCAAUGGCUUUUAUAGUGAGGAAACCAGGCUCAAACCUUACCAAGCAACAAGUCAUGGAUUUCGUGGCUAAACAGGUCGCACCGUACAAGAAAGUCCGUCGAGUGGCCUUUGUUUCUGCAAUUCCCAAAUCGCCUGCUGGGAAGAUCUUGCGGCGGGAGCUUGUAGAGCAGGCCGUGUCCAUGGUUACCUCCAAGCUUUGAAGUUUAUUACUGACUUGGAAAUCUAGGGGAUUUCUUUUGUAUAAUACUCGACCCGGGAUACUAUGCACGUACUAUGCUGCGGUGGUUUUCAGAUUGCUCAGAUAUUCAGAUCGAUGGUUGUACCUCCGCAUGCUUCUUUCAUGUAACCACGGGAUAAUUUCUGCGCAGAACAAGCAAGACAGGAAGAAAGUGGCAUCCAUUGUACAAUUAGUUGCGGUCUUGCGGAAUACUCACUGUGUGUCUAAAAAAGAAUGCAACUAUAAGUUGUGUGCCGGUUGACUAAGGUGAUCCUCAAUGUGGGUUUUAUGA
This is a messenger RNA of Sorghum bicolor (sorghum), 2140 nucleotides long. RefSeq names its product 4-coumarate--CoA ligase-like 5. The record is from RefSeq and is a predicted model, not a curated record. Bases 164 to 1831 code for a protein of 555 amino acids. NCBI's taxonomy places the organism in Eukaryota, Viridiplantae, Streptophyta, Magnoliopsida, Poales, Poaceae. The transcript has 6 exons. Gene Ontology annotation, molecular function: CoA-ligase activity.